CGGAGAGAGUCUCGAGCGCAGGAGGGGCGAAGGUGGAGUGGAGGCAGUAUGAUUAGGUAUAUUGAACAAGGAAAGGGAGACGGAGCAAGGAAGCUAAAAGAAUGACAUGAGGUGGGCAAGAGCGGGUCUGGAGACUACAGGAGAAGAGAACAUCCCGUGGCAGCAGGCAGACGACGGAUGAAGAAGAGAAGAAGAAGAAGAAUGGCAGUCGAAGGCGUGCCAAAGUUCGUCGUCGACGAAAGUGCGGACACGGACAGACGAGAACAGGAGAGCGACGAGACUAAGGCCAGGCUCGACGAGCGAACGACUGGGCAGUGGGCAAUGGGCUCCAACCUCAACCUCGACCCCUCCGGUCGCUUCGUUUUUUUCGCCAUCGGCACCACCAGAUACACCGUCUUGCCCUUGGUUCCAGCGACUAUCCCAGGCUCUUCUUCAGCCGCCACCAGCAUCCUUUAA
Messenger RNA from Bipolaris maydis ATCC 48331, 456 nucleotides. The record is from RefSeq and is a predicted model, not a curated record. Lineage: Eukaryota; Fungi; Ascomycota; Dothideomycetes; Pleosporales; Pleosporaceae.